Molecule: messenger RNA, 2341 nt
Organism: Rhodofomes roseus
Lineage: Eukaryota; Fungi; Basidiomycota; Agaricomycetes; Polyporales; Fomitopsidaceae
Product: ku70-like protein
Exons: 19
Coding region: 142-2085 (647 amino acids)
Biological process (GO): double-strand break repair via nonhomologous end joining; cellular response to X-ray; telomere maintenance
Cellular component (GO): Ku70:Ku80 complex; nucleus
Molecular function (GO): DNA helicase activity; double-stranded DNA binding; telomeric repeat DNA binding
Source: RefSeq, a predicted model, not a curated record
GAGCCACACUUGCUUUCAUCUUGAACGGCGACCACGCCCACGAAUUGGCAUAGUCUUCGCAAAGUUGUGAUCAGGAUUGUCCUACGACCUCGAGCUCCCGAACAUCACUUCAACGCUUGCAACAAAAAAUUGAUCGCCCAAAUGGCUUCAUACGAAGACUGGAACAGAAUUGAGGAGGACGAGGAAGAAGAGCUCGAAGACGCAUCUUACUACGAAGGCAAGAAAGAUGUCAUUUUGUUCUGCAUUGAUUGUUCGCCAUCCAUGCUUGAGUUGCACGACGACCCAAAUUACGAAGACCUCCAGACAUGCCACCUAUACACGGCUCUAGAGGCUGCAAUGAACAUUGAGAAGCGUAAGGUCAUGGUUGGCCCAAACGACGCAGUAGGGAUUAUGCUUUUUAACACGACAAGACGAAAUGAGAAGGAUGGCCAGAGUGCUGAAAUCAAGAAGGGAAACUUUGUGUAUCAGCCGAUAGAGACUAUCAAUGCGCCGAAUGUGCAGGAGGUGAUGCGGUUGCUUGAAGCUGCAAGAGAGGAUCCUAACCUUCUGCGCGAAACAUUCCCACCAAUGACCGAAGGCCGCAUCCCAAUGGGAGAUGUUUUCACUAGUUGUAAUUGGGUCAUCCGCGACGGGGCUCCUAAGACCGCCACAAAACGCGUCUUUCUCGUGACGGAUGAGGAUGACCCUCACCCAGGCGCCGCCAAGGAGAGGCUGAUCACUACCGCGCGGACCACCCUCAUCGACUUGGUGCAGGCCGGAGUCACUGUCGAGCCGUUCUUCAUCAGUACGGAGGACAAGCCAUUCGACCCGUCUAACUUCUACUCGUCCGUGCUCCUUCCUACGAACGUCGUGGACGAGGAUGACGCGGGGGGCAACUUUCUCCCGGAGUCCAUCUCAAUAGCCCGCGUCGACGACCUGCUAGAACAAAUGCGGAUCCGCGAAGUGCCGAAGCGGGCCCAGUUCAGCGUGCCCUUCCAGCUCGCGGAGGGAUUCACCAUCGGCGUGAAAGGGUAUGGCCUCAUCACUGAGCAGAAGAAGGGCUCCUACAAGUACUUCGUCGACCUUGGUGACAGAAUGGAUGUCGUCAAUUCCCGCACCGUGUAUGUGGAUGAGGACACGCAGGCAGAAGCCGAUAAGGCGCGGGUUCUGUACGGUAUGGAGCUCGGUUCGACCGCGGAAUCGGCGGAGGACGAGGAAGGUGAAGAGGGGCUGCGAGUUGCGCCCGCUAACUGUAAGGUUUUUUACACCGCAGAGGAGCUACGUUCCUUCCGUACGCUAGGGCUUGACCCAAUCAUCAAACUGCUUGGCUUCAAGAGCCAAUCGAAGCUCAAUUUCGAGGACAAUGUGAAGCACUCCCUGUUCAUCUAUCCGGAUGAGAUGACUUAUUCCGGGAGCAAGCGGACGUUCACCGCGCUGUUGCGCACCAUGCUCAACAAAAACAGAAUGGGCAUUGUAUUGACCCUCACGCGACGCAACGCGUCACCGCAGUUCUGUGCACUGCUGCCUCAGGCGGAGAAGGUAGACGAGGGAGGAUGGCACGAGCCAGCUGGCUUCCACCUCAUCCCGCUGCCAUUCGCUGAUGACAUCAGGGCAGCUCCCGUCCAGGAGAGUGUUCGUGCAUCCGAUGAAUUGAAGGACGAGGCGCGCAGAUUUUUAGACAAGCUCAUGAUAAAGAACGGUGCUUAUAAUGCGGAUGCUCACCCCAACCCUGCCCUGGGAUAUCACAACGCGCAACUUGAAGCCAGCGCGUUCCGGGAGGAAUUCGAUCCCGCGGCGUUCGAGGACAGGACCGUGCCGAAAUAUGAUCAGAUGCACAAGCGUGCAGGCACGCUCAUGAAGGCGUGGAAAGAGGCCCUGCUGAAGGACGAGUCGGCAAACAUGACCAUCAUUACCACCGGCUCGAAGCGCAAGGCGGACGUAAGCGUGGACGAGGCGGAGAUCCGGAGCAAGUAUGACAGCGGGGGGCUCGAGAAGCUUCGAGUGGAUCAGCUUAAGGAAUUUCUCAAGAGCAAGAGCCAAUCGGUGUCAGGCAAGAAGGCCGAACUUAUCGUCCGUGUCAGCGAGUGGUUGGAGAAGCACCCGUAGCGCGUCGUGUUUCAAGGCGGGUCGACGCGUCUCGUGAGAGCGUCCUCCAGGGGUCGUGUUGCGCACUUUCUAGUGUGGGGUAUCGGAGCACGGACUGUGAGAUUCAACACUACCUACUCGCGCUAUGUACCCCGCUUCCGACAUUCUGCGGGACCGAGUCGAGGCGCAUGUCGUGUGAAGGUGCUAUUUCUUGUUGUAUGAGUUACAUUAUAUCCGCUAGUAAUCCGAGGGUCUGACCCGCAAGUACACUUGCCAA